GUUGGAUGAAACCUUCCUCUACUACUCUACACCCCCGCCCCCCCACAGCCCUGGUCCCCACCCCUAGAAGAAGGCGGAACUGAGAGAAGAAGAGACUUUCGGACAGAAGAGCCAUGUCUGACUCUCUGGUGGUGUGCGAGGUGGACCCAGAGCUAAAGGAAAAGCUGAGGAAAUUCCGCUUCCGAAAAGAGACAGACAACGCAGCCAUAAUAAUGAAGGUGGACAAGGACCGACAGAUGGUGGUGCUGGAGGAAGAAUUCCAGAACAUUUCCCCAGAGGAGCUGAAAAUGGAGUUGCCGGAGAGACAGCCCAGAUUCGUGGUUUACAGCUACAAGUAUGUGCAUGGAGAUGGCCGAGUGUCCUACCCUUUGUGUUUCAUCUUCUCCAGCCCUGUGGGCUGCAAGCCCGAACAGCAGAUGAUGUAUGCAGGGAGUAAAAACAGACUGGUGCAGACAGCGGAACUCACUAAGGUGUUUGAAAUCCGUACCACCGAGGACCUCACAGAGACCUGGCUUAAAGAGAAGUUGUCUUUCUUUCGUUGACCUCUGGACUGGGAACCUGGAUUCC
This is a messenger RNA of Chrysochloris asiatica (Cape golden mole), 567 nucleotides long. It is a transcript of the gene GMFG, whose product is annotated as glia maturation factor, gamma. Gene Ontology annotation, molecular function: Arp2/3 complex binding; actin binding. Gene Ontology annotation, cellular component: actin cortical patch. Gene Ontology annotation, biological process: actin filament debranching; negative regulation of Arp2/3 complex-mediated actin nucleation. The record is from RefSeq and is a predicted model, not a curated record. NCBI's taxonomy places the organism in Eukaryota, Metazoa, Chordata, Mammalia, Afrosoricida, Chrysochloridae. The transcript has 7 exons. The coding region runs from base 114 to 542 and encodes 142 amino acids.